This is a messenger RNA of Annulohypoxylon truncatum, 1363 nucleotides long. RefSeq lists its product as uncharacterized. The transcript has a single exon. The record is from RefSeq and is a predicted model, not a curated record. Lineage: Eukaryota; Fungi; Ascomycota; Sordariomycetes; Xylariales; Hypoxylaceae. The coding region runs from base 568 to 948 and encodes 126 amino acids.
AAUAGGCUUAGACAGCCUGCGCGCUUAGGGAGGCCAAGGCCUAAAGUUUACUAGUUUGGCUUAGCUAAUUGCAGCUGAAUACUCAUCUAAUGUACCCUCCUCAUACGAGUCCUUGUCCCUUUCCAGUCUCAUUUCUUAAUAUGUAGGUAAACUUCUUCCCCUGUCCAACACUUUUUCUAUCCACUCGCUUUCUCAUUUUUCUCGCUUCCCAACCACCAACUGCUAUUCCUUGCUAGUCGUAAUUCGUUCGGCAUACAUAAUAGGAGAACACAGGCCUGUUCCCGUUCCCUCGUUUAUCACAAGUGACCAAACACAUCGAUCGCUACUGUAUACACGCUUUCACUCUCGUAUACAAGGCGUAACACACCCACAUCUAUACCCUUUGAAAGGCAGUAGACAUCGGAGAACCAAUACAAUCAAAGACAAUCGGGGAACACGAUUGACUCGUCCACCAAUUUGUCUCGGUCACAUAAUAGCAACCGGACGGGAAAAAAGUCAUUGACUCGUAUCAUUCAGGGUAAAGGAUAACUUGAGGUACGGUGAUUGGGAACUUUCUAAAUCAUCACAAUGCCGAGUAUAUUCGAGAAAAUACAAGCCAAGAUCGAGCUGUUCCGGCUCGAGCAGCGAUAUACGCGUAACCGACACCGUCGCUCCGCAUUCAUCAGCAAUGCCAUCUACGUCGACGGCGAGUACGUCUACCAAACCCCCAACAACACCGGCUCGUCUACCAACAGCUCAUCUACAACCGCAUCGUCGCCGAUGGAAGAGACCAGUAGACGUCGUAGCGUGGCGAUCGAGGAGCCUAGCAGGCACUUUACGGAGCCAACCCCGCAACAAAAGAAGCGAUUGAACCGAUUCUCAUCGAUGCCAGGAUUCGGCUCUUCGACAAAGAGCAGCAACUCCCGGGAUUGGAGGACCAGCACUUUCGACGUAAAUGAGGUGCGCUGAGCAUCAAUAUCCCAUGGCAAUGGCCCAUCGAGGAAAACGUAAAACGAAACAAACAAUUCUAGGCUGGUGUACAUGGCUUGUUUUGGGGACUUCUGGAUAUACCACUUUGACGAGAGAUUUCAACUCUCUCCGUUCGCCUUCACGGGCUCUUACGACAAUCGUUCGGGUCGUUCUUUGUGUCGUUAUCAAAUCAUAAAAACACGAUGGUGCAUGGUCCCAAUCGUGCGGAAACCCUUUGGGAUGUGGCGCUCCGGUAUGAUUUUUCGACUGUAUAUAUUAUUUCUCUCAUGACACAGGAAGAAAUCGAACGUUAUUCUGAAGCAUUCUACCUGGACUUGAGGUCUCGUGACCCAAGCACUCGCAUACGUAUUUUAGUUAUGUACAGUAUAAGACCAGCAAUAUUCUACAUGCCACU